CGGCUCUCUGGUGUGCAGUUCAUUGACCGGGGCCCGCUCCACGUUUUUCGCUCUCUGCCGGCCGUCCCUCUUUUAUUUGAACCGAAUCCUGCCCAGUCCGGGGCGGCGCACACACACAUCCACCCCCUCUCAUAAAGUUACUGUGGUAAUAAUAAUACUCCGCCUGCCUCCCCCAUUUUCCGGUCGCUGGUCUUAGAUGGCCGCGACGUCCAAUUCGUCUCGCUCAACGCCAUUGCCUGAAACAGCAGCCCAUCCUCCCGCACGCGAGCGCAUCGGCAACCCAGCCCGCAACCGAUCCCCGUCGAGCCCGUCGUCCUCGGCUGCCUCACGCCCCGAGCCCUUCUCCGGCGCCAGUUCUACCACCACCACUACUAACGCCCAUCGGCCGCACCAUCUGAGCCAUCCGUCCAUCAGCUCGCAGCGGUCGGGCGGCUUCCUGGCUUUUUUCGACAGGACGCUCGCUGGUAUCACCGAGCCCCGUGUCCGACCGCGGCAGUCGCUCAGCCGUAUCUCGACCGGCCCGGAGACGCUCGCCAGCGGCCAAUCCAGCCCGGAGAGGGGUCUUCGCGCCACCAGACCGGCCUCCAAUUUCGCCCCUCCCGCGGGUUUGACAGCCGGAGACGGCAGGCAGCCGAGCCCGACUCUCGUACACGGUGAUCCUCCUUCGCAGCCGUACAGCGAGACGGAUCCUUCGCUUCCCGAGCCGACCCACGUUUCGCGCUUCGACAACAAGAUGCACCAAACAUCGUCGAGGCUAUUGCGCAUGACGGACGAUGACCGUCCGUUUACAAAAGACUUCAAAGACCUCUUCGCGACUCUGAUCGUGAGCCUUCUGCCUCUGUCGGCGCAUCGUGUGCGCUUGACCAAGGUGGAGCACACGUUCCUGUCUGAAGAUGCCAUCAACAACCUGGGCUCGCUGAAGUUCUCGCAGUCGAACCGCAUGCCGGAUCCCAAGGACCCGUCGAGAAUCGUCACCACGACCACGACGACGACCUUCUCGAUGGCCAAGGACAUGGCUCGCUCCAUUUGCCAGCGCUUCCUCGAGGCGAGGUUCAUCGAGUCCGCGGACGGGAAAUAUCAACAGGUCUACACCAUGAAGGGGUCGGUCUGGCAGUUGACGCCCAAGGGCAUCAGCAUUCUGGACCGGUUCUGCUCCAGGAACGGGAUCCAGCAGAAGCAGGUUGCCGAGCUUGUCGGGUCGUCCCUUCCGCAGCUGGUGAGCCUGGAACGGGACCCGCAGACGGACAAGCUGCUCACGGAUCGUGGCACGAUAGAGGUCAUUUUCCGGAGGUUUGUGGGCACCAACGGGUUCAAUAUCAAGUCCAGCGUGAGCUCGGCGGACUCGGACUCUCUGAGCGACUACAGGGACGGCCUCACCGGCGUCAAGAUGGCGCAGGAACGCAAAGUGGGCGGCAAGACGUACAAGGACACGUUCACCGGGAAGGCGGCUACGGACUGGCUGAUGGAUUGCUCGACCACGGUCGACAGGAGGGAAACGAUCGAGAUUGCCUCGCUCUUUGUGGAAUAUGAUCUCAUACAAGCGGUGCAGCAAGAUCGGGCCUACAUGAUCCAGAACCCGGCCCACAACCUCUUCCAGCCGACCAAGCACGCCAUCUGCCAAUUGACGGCGAAGGGCCACGAGCUUGUGAACCCCAGCAACAGAGGACGUGCCUCGGAGGGCGAAGGCCUCGGGGCGUCGCGGUCGGGCGGCAUUGCCCGCGACUCGAACACGCAGCGGCUAGAUAAGAUCCUCAACGACCCAGCCCUGAGGCUGCUGUUCCGCGAGAAUCUGCGCGAGACUCACUGCGAAGAGAACCUGUCCUUCUACCUCGACGUCGACGAGUUCGUCCGGCAAUGCAGGCAAGCGACCAGGGCUGCCCAGAAGAACCCGAACAACGCGGCCUCGCUGGACGGGAUCAAGGAGAUCAUGGCCCAGGCAUACGGCAUCUACAAUGCCUUCCUGGCACCAGGCUCCCCGUGCGAGCUGAACAUUGACCACCAGCUACGCAACAACCUGGCGACCCGGAUGACGAAGGCGGUGGGGCAGGACGUGGCCAUGAUCGACACGCUGCACGAGGUUACCGCGCUGUUUGAGGACGCUCAGAACGCCGUCUUCAAGCUGAUGGCCAGUGAUUCCGUCCCCAAGUUCCUCCGCAGCCCCAAGUACGAGCAGACACUCAAGAACUACGACUUCGACGCCAUCAAUGCGGGCAAUUCGCAGGCCCGCGUCCCCGAGCGGAGCCAGAGCAGGUCCAACCGCAAUUGACUGUCGAGGAUGCCGUCUCUGAGACGGCCACGAUAGAAGUCGAUCGUUCCACGAGGCCGCGCCUGCGCAGGCCAGGCGGGGCAUCUCAUGAUGCGUUUCUUUUUGUUAAAGAAAAUGGCGGCCAGUGAUUUUAUUGUUUAUAUUUUGUCUUCCCCCCCCCCCCCCCC
Messenger RNA from Thermothielavioides terrestris NRRL 8126, 2433 nucleotides. RefSeq lists its product as uncharacterized. Gene Ontology annotation, biological process: intracellular signal transduction. The transcript is spliced from 3 exons. The record is from RefSeq and is a predicted model, not a curated record. NCBI's taxonomy places the organism in Eukaryota, Fungi, Ascomycota, Sordariomycetes, Sordariales, Chaetomiaceae. Bases 197 to 2266 code for a protein of 689 amino acids.